AUGUCCGCUCCCGCGACCGAAACUCACGAUAGCGGUACUGGGAUCGCCCAGACCCAGCCACCGACCCAUGGACACGCCCACCAUGACAGCAUCGCUCAGGACUACGCGCGAUCUAGCAUAGUACAAGAAAGCAACAAUCCCAACCGGCAUAGUGUGGUUUUCGACCAUGCGCCCGACGCCGUCACGCACGACAACAAGCGCACCAGCUACGCCGGCAACCGGUACAGCAUGGCGGCCGAUACGAUUCGGAUGAGUUACGCCAACGACGAGGACCAUCGUCGCUCGUACCAUGUCGACUUUGGUCCGUUGGCGCAUGUGAAUACCGCUGAGACCCAGCUUCCGGCCUUCGGUGGUGAGCUGCAGCCGGGUCUGUAUCGGUCCGUGAAGAAUCGUAAAAUCGGUAACCCGGCGCCUUUGGGCCUCGCGGGCUUUGCGUUGACUACGUUCAUUCUGGGAUGUAUCAAUAUGCAAGCGCGUGAUAUCACCGAGCCGAAUAUGGUGGUUGGAUCGGCGUUUGCGUAUGGUGGGUUGGUGCAGUUGUUGGCCGGAAUGUGGGAAAUGGCCGCUGGAAAUACAUUUGGUGCUACGGCACUGUCCUCGUACGGCGGAUUCUGGAUCUCCCUGGCCAUCGUCUUCACCCCUGGCGGAUUCAAUAUCCAAGCUGCUCUAAAGGCAGCAGACAACGGAUCAAUGGGAAUGUUCUAUGACUCGCUGGGUCUAUUCCUCAUGGGCUGGUUCAUAUUCACCUUCAUCCUCCUCACCUGCACCGUGAAGUCAACAGUGACAUUCUUCUCGCUCUUCCUGUCCGUUGAUCUCGCUUUCCUACUUCUCGGAAUCGGGUACAUGCGGCGCGGCGGAACGGAGAUGCCGAAUACGGCCAUCAUCAAAACUGGCGGGUUCUUUGCGCUGCUGGCGGCGUUCUUGGCUUGGUAUAUUGCGCUGGCGGGUAUUGCGGACGAUAGUAAUAGUUUCUUUAUUAUUCCGGUGUUUCACUUUCCAUGGUCCGAGAAGGGGAGGAAGUCGAAGAAGGAGGCUUAA
Messenger RNA from Aspergillus affinis, 1038 nucleotides. RefSeq names its product acetate uptake transporter family protein. Gene Ontology annotation, molecular function: acetate transmembrane transporter activity. Gene Ontology annotation, cellular component: plasma membrane. The record is from RefSeq and is a predicted model, not a curated record. NCBI's taxonomy places the organism in Eukaryota, Fungi, Ascomycota, Eurotiomycetes, Eurotiales, Aspergillaceae. The transcript has 3 exons. Bases 1 to 1038 code for a protein of 345 amino acids.